Molecule: messenger RNA, 782 nt
Organism: Aspergillus welwitschiae
Lineage: Eukaryota; Fungi; Ascomycota; Eurotiomycetes; Eurotiales; Aspergillaceae
Product: CybS family protein
Exons: 5
Coding region: 112-615 (167 amino acids)
Biological process (GO): mitochondrial electron transport, succinate to ubiquinone; tricarboxylic acid cycle
Cellular component (GO): mitochondrial envelope; membrane
Molecular function (GO): heme binding; ubiquinone binding
Source: RefSeq, a predicted model, not a curated record
CUUUGCAUCUGUCACUUGCUGUGCUUGUGUCUAUCUAGCGCUGAGCAUCGCGGUCACCACACCUCCCACCUCCUCCACUCCACUCCUUCAAGCAAAAGCACAUUCUGCAAAAUGGCCUCCAUCGCGCGCCAGUCUUCUCCCCUCCUCCGGUCGGCGUUCCGCGCUCCCUUCGCGACUAAGAAUGUCGCGCAGGUCGUGGCUUUUCAUGCUUCCGCUAAGAAGCAGAUCUUGCCUCCUUUGCCUCAGACUAUUCAGGGAACGAUGAACGACCCCGCUCCCAUCCCCAAGUCUCACCCUACCGAGGGUAGCUACCACUGGACUUUUGAGAGAAUCGUCUCUGCCGGUCUCGUCCCUCUCUGCAUUGCUCCCUUCGCUGCUGGCUCCAUGAGCCCCGUCAUGGACGCCGUCAUCUGCUCCGCUAUCGUCGUUCACUCGCACAUUGGUUUCCACGCCUCCAUCACCGACUACUUCCCUACUCGCCGUGUCCCCAAGACCCACACCUUCAUGAUCUGGCUGCUCCGCGCGUUCACCCUCAGCACGGCUGUCGGUCUGUACGAGUUCGAGACGAACGACGUCGGUGUCACGGAGGCUCUCCGCCGGGUGUGGAACGCAUAGACUCCUAGGAUUGUUGUUUUGUGAUAUGGUUUAGUUUAUUGCUGCUUGUGGUUUGUUUUGGGCGUAUGUGCCGCUCUCUCUGUGUACAUGUUCUGAUUCCAUAUUUUGGCUCGUCGAGCUAUAAAAGAUGUACUUUGAAAUAUACCUUUAUUGUUUCCCCCCCCCAA